AUAGCAAACUUUUUGAAUAUAUCUUGGGAUGUUAAACUUCUUUAGAUUCCCGUCAGUGUAUUUGUUUGGUUGACAUAAAUACUUUAAAUGAUUAUAAAGUAUUUUGGGAAAUAUAUUGAGAUUAAAAGAGAGUGAAAGUAAGACUACUGAAACUUGAAAUUCUGAAACGUGAAAGGAGGGAAGGGAGUGGAUGCUGAAAAGUACGACUGCGCAGUUUCAGCGAAUGCGGACGAGACGUCAGUUCCCGUCACCUGAGUGUUUGGUUGAUAAAUAUCCCAGAUCAAUCCGUUGGGAAACAGUGAACUGUCGGGCAUCGUAGUGGGACGUGGGUCGUUCGGCCGGAGGGUGGAAUUUUUCCAACUUUUUCAAUCCGAUUGGGGUGAAAUUAACAAUCGCCCUACUUUCCGUCUGUUAAAACCGCGGUUAAACAGCUAUCAUGAAAGUGUCUGUUAGAUGGACGAAGAACAAGCCUGGAAUGACGGCGCUAGCUUAGAGACUGUGAGGAUUCUGCACAAGACGGUCGUCUCUUUGAGGUCUGCCUUGCAGAAAUCGAAAGAGGAGCUUCAUCUCUUGAGGGAGCAGUUUAAAAACGUAGUCGAUCCCGAGCCUUACAACAGGACCAUUGAGAGUUUGUCCAUCGAGAACCAUGUCCUUCGUCAGAAAUACCUGUCUAAAGAUAUGAACAAGAACGAAAAGGACAUGGGCGACAAAGGAUCCGACAGCAGCAUUGACGAUGUGUUCGAGGAGGAGAAACCAGAUGUCAAUGGUGUCCAAGAGAAGAAAGACGAGGAGAAGAAAGAUACGGAUAACACGAGGAUAUCGAAAGGCGAUUCUGAAGAGAGUGAAGAGGUCGAUGACAUAGAGCUCAUAUUUACAACAGACGAUACCAAAGAGCUCGGAGGGCAGGUCGAUCUCGAGUCGAUUUCAGAAACCGACGGAUGGAAGCAAAAAAAUGACGAAGAUAUACCAGAAAAUUUAAAACACACAUGGUCACAUAGCGUCCUUGUUGAAACCGACAUAUCAAAAUGUGGCAUGAUAGAUGAGAAUGAACCGCCAAACCAAAACAGAAGGAACACUCUUCCAACACCAUUACCUUACAGACCGAUCAUACAUAAAGAAGCCGUCACCGGUAAUAAAAAGACUCAUCUUACCGAACCUCAAUCAAAACCAUCUGUUAAAUUUUUACCGGAUAAGAGCCCUCGGACGGUGAGGCCGAUUCUCGUUGAGAAAAACACCCUCAAACAAGAGUCCGAAGCACAGACGGACAUAACAGCCGUCCCGAUACACUGGAGGUCUGAGAGUUACCUCGCGCAUAAUAAGGUGUCUCAAAAUUUCACCACCCUCCCAAGUAAAUUCACCCUUCCUUUUGGACAGUUGAAAAAGCAUUCUUUGAAGCUGAGCGAAAAGACCCAAGAAGCUCGUAGAGUACUGCUUUCUGAUAUAAAUUUUACCAGCAUGGUACCGGAGCUGUCAAGGAGUGCGGAUCAUUUAUGCCAAGAAACGGGGUCUCUCCUUUGUCGCUAUCCUAGAGCAUUUUCAUACAUGAAAAACCCUGAUAUGAUUUCGCCUGGGUAUGCAAAAGGAGGUUGGUCGCCCUGCGACUGCCACCACAGACGGCCGUCUUGGGAUUACUACCAUGGAUCUUCUACCUCGAUUCCACCGUGUGAAUUCUCAGAUACACGGAGAAGGCACUCUAUGAGGCCUUCUCUCUCUUCUUUGGACACAUAUUGGAUGGGGCCUCCUCAACGACCCACAUGGGCUUCUAUGCCAUCUUCUCCUACACACUGCCAGAGGUCAAGGAGUGUCCCAUUGUCUUCUUCAUACAUCCCUAAAGCAUCUCAGCAUUCAGACAGCAGCAUGUACUCGGCUUGUAAAAUGUAUAGGCACAACAGCCAAAGAUGUGUUAGGCCUUCACACUCGCAAGGGAGACAUAAAGUCAAAUUUUUAUCUGACAACAAAUUUUCAACUUCGUAUCCAGGGAUGUCGCUACCGGACUUGAGGACAGAUGCAGAGAGCGGAGGUGAAGAUUCAACUGAUUCCCUCAUAGACGAGUCAGAGGAUUACCUAAGAAGGUCGAUUGACUCUAUUUUAGCUGGUGACGUCCCAAUUUACAAUCGGAGGCGCAGAACCCGAUCGCAUUCUCAGCCUGAUCACACCUACACUAAUGGAUGUAAACCACCUAAGCGAGCACAACCAUUUUUGGCGCGUGCACCAUCUGACCUCCGAAUAGACCAAUGGGUCAAAGUGAUCACAUCCGACGGCCGGCUGACCGUGGGCAAAGUUAGAUAUGUCGGACCAUUACCUGGUGCCCUUGAGCCUUACGUCGGAGUCCAAUUGGCUCCAGGCGAGGGUGGAAAUUGUAACGGCUCUUUUGCUGGGGCGAGGUAUUUUGACUGUGAUGCGGGCUGUGGGAUUUUUGUGCCAUUCAAAAAGGUUGUUAUGGCAUGGAGCAUAUAGUAAAAGCAGGGUUGGUUGUGGAAUUAAGAGAAAAUUUAUUAUGUUUUUAUGUUCAUGUAAAUAUUCAUCAGCAAGGGUUUUUUUUAAUUUUGAGAUUUUCAUGAAAUGCUUCUCUUGUCUGUUUUGGUGUCAGCUCCUUCCUUCCUCUGUUUAAAAAUAUUUAAGAGAAGUGGUAGUCUUUAAAAGUGGCACUUUAUUCAGGCUACAUGGUUUCAAAAUUUUCCCAACAAAAUUAUACUUACGGUGCCAAGCAUGUUUUAAUUUGUCAUAAUUCUAGUCAGAUCAUCAUGCAUUAUGUAAAAUCAUUGCGCUUUAAAUUUUCUAGUCUUUUUUUUUAAAUAGUUUGUAGAGUAAUACCAAAUAUAUGUAUGUAAUAAAUGUUUAUUGUGUUCAUUGUGUGUUUGUUCAUAAAUUUGGCAUAAUGUAAAAUUAAAACAUUUGUCCUCUCAUACUUGUGCCAAAUCUAAUUUUGUUUUUUUACAAAGUUGGGCCAAAUGGAGAAAUUAAUCAAGUGUCUGUAUAAAUCAUGGUAGAGCUUGAAAGUCAAUUUUUUUUUGUUUUUGUGUCUAUUACAGUUGUAAGGAAAAUAGUUUUUGGUUUGCAAACAAAAAAUCAAAAUUUCAAUUCAAAGAGACUUUUAGCAUUUUGUUAUAAGACUGGUUCUGACAAGGGUAUCAGACAACAUUACAUUUCUUUCUCAAUUUAUACUUUGAAAAUUUAAAGAGAAAAUUAAUGAGGUUUUGCCAGGAACCAAACCCAGGACACAUAUGUUACAAAUAAGAUAUUAUGAUUACCUAAUGAUCUCAUAUGUUGCUGACCCAAUUUCCCAUUUUUGUACUUACUUUUCUCUCUUUUUCAUUUUCACUUAUACACACAAACUUUUGCUUUGUGUCUUAUAUAUAUAGUGAAACUUCCUUAUAAUGGACACUCUCGGGGAAUGAAAUAUUGUCUGCUAUACAGAGGUGGCCUCUUUGAGAUAUGAGUUAGAAAAAUUCUGUUUUACAAGAUGGGCCACAAUGGGGUUUACAAGACACCUUUAAAAUACCAAAGACUUUUUGGCCUUUUCUAUGAUCAGAGGUCUUUCAAAUUCACCAAGCAUACUUUUGCCUAAAAGCAGAGUUAGCUCCUUUGAAACUUUUCCUCUCUGGCAACAUUCAUUUUUUAACUGCAUAGUUUUUUUUUGGUAGUGCUCUAAAAACUGAGGGAUCUUAUUACAAUUAAAAAUGUUUUUGGGUUCAAAAUCGGUGCAAUAUUGUUUUUCCAAGUUUCUUAAAAGAAAUCUUAUGCCAUGUUCUAAAAUUGUCGUCAACCUAAAAAAAUUUAAAAUCUGUUUGGCUUUAAUUUUUUGAACCUUUUUAGGCCUUUUCUUGGAUAAGCAUUCAAAUUCGUCCUGGUCUACCAAGCUAGAUUUUAAGGGGAAAAACCUGUAGGAUGUCAUUUCUUUAGUUACUUUUUAUUCUUUAGAAUUUCACAGAACCCCAAGUCUCACACACUUACUUUUUCACUUUCACUCACUUUUUUUUGAGUGUCAAACACAUUGAAGUACUUAAACAUGUUUGCAAAGUGGCAUAAACAAAAUCUAGCAAUAUCAGGAAAAUAUUGGACUGUUUCUCAGAAAACAUUCAUUUUCUGGAGGCUGCUGUCUACUUCGGAGAGUUUUAGGGUCAGAAUAUAAUUGGAAAGCUAUCUACGUUGAUCACGUUAUUACUGGUUGUGUUUGCUUUAUAGAAGUUUUUAAUGUGAAGAUGACUGGAAAUCAGAAUUUAUCCAUUCAAGGGCGGUAUCUGUUAAAAGAAGCUUCACUGUUAUGUAUUUCAAUAAAUUUAGAAAUAACCUUCAGCAAUUACCCAACUGUAAUUCAAUACACAUACCAAAAAAUUUGGCUUUAUACAAAAUUUGUGCAACACUUGUUCUCUCACAAAAAAAUGGCCUGUUGUACCAAAAUUUGUUUUAAUUUGCUGUUCAACUUGAAAAAAAAAAAAGUGUUUUAUUGGAGAAAAUCCAUCUAAACAAAAUAAUAAAAUAAGUCUAGACACAUAGAGAGACAACUUUACUUACUUUUAUUUUAAUGUACUUAUUAAUAUAGACGUAAAACAAUCCAAAUAUUUUGUUUUAUUAUUUUUCUCAUUUGUAGUAUAUAAUUCUGACCAAUUACAAAAAGUAAUACAUUGUAAGUUCCUUUCAAAAAAACACCAUCAUUACAAUACUUAUCUGGUUAUAGAAUUUAUACAAAAAUUAAAGCAAUAAAUCAAGUUUUAUUUGUGCUCUUAUUUUUGGCCUAAUGUAUCAAAUUUAAUUAAGACUUUCAACAAAAUUGACUAAUUUUUCUGGUGGUUAAACUUAACAUUUGAUACAAACAAGAAGUCACGACGUAACCAGUGUAUUUAAUAUUAUCUAUUUUUAAACAUGUUUUUGCAAAUUUAUAAAUAGAUAGUAUAUUUUACUAAAUUAUCAAAAAACCAUUAUAAAUAAUUUAUUAAGUAUUUUCUGCUCAAAACUUGGCUUGUUGAGCAAAAUAAGUUCACAUUUUCUUACUUAUAUCUGAGACUGCAUAUGUACCAUUUAUAGCUUUUUUUUCUUUCUUUAUUUGUAUAUAAUAAAAAAACUUUAGGGCAAAAGUGUAGUUUAAAGUAUAAGUAUUAUAACUUACAAAAUAUUGUAUAAAAUAGAUAGAGAAUGAUUAGUUAGCUCUAUGUGCAAAUCUACUUGUGUAAAAUACCAUAAAUUUUAAGGUUAAUGUUUAAAAUCAGUGGGAAUCAAUUUUACUCUAUCACAACUGUUUCCAUGAUAUUCGUGCCCCUUACAACCCUUGGGAUAAGUUGUUUCCAAACAAACUUUGAUAAAUCAAUAAUACAAAAGUGGCAGAGUUGGAGAUGUGAAGUUUGUUCUGUUUAAUUAGUCAAUAAACAACUAGGUCACUGAAAACAUAUAUCCAAAGGAGAGUAAAAAUUUAAAUUAUUGACCGUGGUGUUUAAAAAUUGUGUUACUAAACUGACUUAAUAUUUUCAUUUUUCAUAAUUAAAAUUUUCUCAUUUUCUCUCUUUGAAUUUUUUUUGCACGGACAUUUUUAAUCUAUUGUAGUUAAUUUUUAUUUAUUUCAUUUAUAAUCCUUGUCACACUAUUUGUGCUUCCUAAAAUUAAUUAUAAAGUAUUGCCAAACAUUUUAUAAAAAAGGACAACUUUAAGAGAAUGCUUUGUUCGUCAUUAUCUAAAGCAAGAUAGUAUUUUAAUAAUUAAAACUGUUUGUCAUUGGGCUUUGCAAAUUACACAAAUUAUGAAGUAGUAGCUGUAAUAUUAGAUGUUUUGGUGUGCACAUUUAUUCUGUAUGUACGGGGUUAUGAGUAAUAACAAAAUAAUAUUUGGUUUUUAUAAAUAAUCAAAUGAGAAGUAUAUACAGGAAAGAAAAAAACGCAAUUGUUUUGUUGUAUGUUAUUUGAUGUAAACAAUUUUGAUUGUUUAAAAAAAAAAUUUAUGUGAAAAAGAUUGUAUUUACCUGUUGAUUUCUUGAUUAUAUUUAUUACGAGAGAAAUGGGAUAAUUGUUCAAUUAAAUGUGAUUUGGUCUCAUCAUGACUAUUUUAUGUGCUAUGAAAUACAUCGUACAAUUGUUAUUAA
Messenger RNA from Cimex lectularius (bed bug), 6070 nucleotides. RefSeq lists its product as uncharacterized. NCBI's taxonomy places the organism in Eukaryota, Metazoa, Arthropoda, Insecta, Hemiptera, Cimicidae. The coding region runs from base 454 to 2457 and encodes 667 amino acids. The record is from RefSeq and is a predicted model, not a curated record. The transcript has 5 exons.